Molecule: messenger RNA, 2918 nt
Organism: Larimichthys crocea (large yellow croaker)
Lineage: Eukaryota; Metazoa; Chordata; Actinopteri; Sciaenidae
Product: calcium/calmodulin-dependent protein kinase type 1D
Exons: 10
Coding region: 915-2504 (529 amino acids)
Biological process (GO): lipid transport; lipoprotein metabolic process; protein phosphorylation
Cellular component (GO): membrane; extracellular region
Molecular function (GO): lipid binding; ATP binding; protein kinase activity
Source: RefSeq, a predicted model, not a curated record
GGUAUUUUCUCAAUCAGCUUUAUGAUGGAGUCCUCUAGAAUAGUUUUCAGUUGAAUAUCUUGCCUUCUACAGAGACAGUGUUGGUACACAGUCCUAUACAGGUAAUAGACCUAUUCAGUGAUUCAUGACAGUCCAUUAUUACUUUAAGACAUGAAGGUCAGUCAAUCCAGAAAAUUUCAAGAAUUUUGAAUGUAUCCCUAAGUGCAGUCACAAAAAACAUCAAAUUCUGUGAUGAAACUGGCUCAUCAAACUGAGGACUGACCUAGGAAAGGAAGAAGAAGAAGAUGAAAAGAACUCCUUGAGCCAGGAAACAUAAGAAUGACACUAUCAAGAUUGUUUGGGAUGAGUUGGAUAGCAGAGUAAAGGAAAAGCAGCCAACAAGUUGCCUACCUAGCACCUCUGCGAACGCCUUUCAGACCAUUGUAAAUACAUUCAUGGUGACUCCCUCAUAAAUUUGACCGAGAGAAUACCAAGUGCGUCCAAACUUUUGAUUGGUACCCUAUAUGUAAUUGUAUUACUAGAUGCAUUUUCUGUUUUACAUAAAUGGUAUAAUAAGAGAUCACAACUGUUCAGACAAAACGAUUAUGCCAAAAACAGCUAAAAAAAAAACUACAACUACAAGUGUGAAACUUAAAAACUCAUAUGCAGAUGCAAAAGCAUUGGUAUUUGACAACCUGGAAAUGAAACUCAACAAUCACCUUGGCUGUGAUUGGUUGUUUUUUGUCCAGGUGGGUUGGACUCCUUUUGGAGCACAGGUGUUUAGACCUGUGUCUUUCUUGUGUCUGUGUCUUUGUGUUGCUAAGAAAUUGUGUCUCUGCCCUGGGUAACAUCUGUUGUGACUUCGCUGUUCUUCCACCUUCUCAACGUGUCUUAGCAAGCCCAGACUGAAACAGAAAGCAAGAGUGACAACAAAGAUGGGACAACAACAGAGCACUCUUCAGAAGAAAGGCUACACAAUUGUAGGUGAAACAAAAAAUGGAGUUAUAGCCACAAAAGAUGGUGACAAGUUUUUCAUAAGAACGAUCAAGAUUUCCACAAAUCAGGCAUUAAUCUUAGAGAUUGAAAACUUCAAGACAACAAGUCAUCCUCAUGUCAUGAGCACCGAAAAUUCUUUCAAAGAUGAAGAUCAGAACACUUACUACGUGGUGACGGAGUACUGUCAGGGAGGGAGCCUUGCAGAAAAGAUAGGCGAGAAGCAUCUACCUGAGUCUGAGAUUUUGAGCUGGAUUGUUGAAAUCUGUAUGGCGCUGAGAACCAUUCAUGAAAAAGGAUUUCUUCACAGAGAUCUGAAGCCAGAGAACAUAUUCUUCACUGAAUUUGGAACACUGCUAUUGGAUGGAUUUCAGGAAAUCCAGGGAAAAAAAGGUAAUCUGAAUACUGAGGAAAGUGGAGGAAUUAACUAUCUGGCACCAGAGGUCUUAACACAGGGAACGUAUGACGCUAAAAGUGACAUCUGGUCAGUGGGAUGUAUACUCUAUGAGCUCUGUACUCAGCUGUUAGCGUUCUCUGCAGAGACCCCAGUCAAUCUCAUCCCCAAGAUCAUUUCUGGUCCUGCACCACGUCUCCCAGACAAUUACUCAUCAGAGUUACGUGACCUCUUGGCAGACAUGUUGAAAAAAGACCCUAACUUAAGACCUACAGCCUUGGAGAUUUUGGGGCGUCCCAUUGCUUUAAAAUGUCUCUUAGAAAAGAGCAAAAUGGCUACAGACCACCUUCAGACUCAGUUGGAGAAGCUAAGAUCGGUGGCAGACAGUUUGGAACGUGUGCAUCAAGGCACAACCAUCGGCAGUCUCGCAGGAGGAGUGAUCGGAGCAGCAGGAGGGAUUACAUCCAUAGUGGGUCUUAUUCUGGCCCCCUUCACUUUGGGAGCCUCACUUAUUGUAACUGGGAUUGGAGUUGGGGUGGGAGUGGCUGGUGGGGUCACUGCUGGUGCCUCAAAUAUAAAAAAAAUAGUCAAUCAGUCCUCUGAUCGCAAAGCCAUUAAAAGCAUUAUUAAAGAGUUCAGUGAGAAAAUUAAUGCUAUUGCACUCUGGCUCCAGGAGAUUGGCAACAGUUUACAGGCAAAUGCAAGUCACUCAGGUGAUAUACCCAACAAUGAAAACAACCCUUUCACUCAAAAAAACAGCACAAGGUUUGGCUCAGUGAUAGGUAAGGGCAUAGGCGGCAUUUCUGAACUAACUCGACUACUUCGAGUGGUAAACAUUGGUAAAAUCGCAGCACAAGCAUCCAGGGUGGUACGAGUGGCAGAGAUAGCUGGUGGUGUGCUUUCUGGUUUAUUUGUGGCAGUAGAUAUCUUCUUCAUUGCCAUGGAUGCUAAAGAGAUACACCAAAUUAGACAGACACAGGCAGAUGGUACACCAUGUUCUGAGAUCAUGAAAUUUGCCCAAUCCAUCAGACACGCUGCAAAGGAGUUGCAGAAAGUUUUGGAUGAGUUUAAAACCGUGAUCAAAGACAUCCCUUUUCUUGAGGAUGAGAGAGAAUUGCAAUGGGAUCCAAUGGAAUAAAUGUAAACUAGAGGUUACAUUAGGGAAUGUGUACACCUGUUAUUUCAGAUUCAGAAGAGAAUAUGCAAAGAAACAUUUUGUUAAUCCCAAAAUCAACUGCAGCUUCAGGUUUAAGUUUGCAUUCUUGUAGUACCUCAAUUUCUAUGUGCCUCCUGCAACCUUUGCAUUAGCUUCAAAUAUGAAUAUGUUUCUCUUCUUUUCCAGGAUUACCAGGUUUAUCUAGAGAUUUAUAAACUUUUAUGUAAAUAUUAUGUAACUAUAAUUGUGUACAUUUAGAAUUAAGAUUCCUCUGAAAAGACAAACAUACCAAAUACAUUUUAAAAAAUCAGGAAUGUGUCAAAUAUGCUUUGACUUUUGAGUCAAAAGUGUCCCUACUGAUGCCUUAAAAGAAUUAUGACUCAGAGAUGUACACCA